Messenger RNA from Capra hircus (goat), 2710 nucleotides. It is a transcript of the gene M6PR, whose product is annotated as mannose-6-phosphate receptor, cation dependent. Gene Ontology annotation, molecular function: protein domain specific binding. Bases 431 to 1270 code for a protein of 279 amino acids. The record is from RefSeq and is a predicted model, not a curated record. Lineage: Eukaryota; Metazoa; Chordata; Mammalia; Artiodactyla; Bovidae. Gene Ontology annotation, biological process: protein targeting to lysosome. Gene Ontology annotation, cellular component: endosome; Golgi apparatus; trans-Golgi network. The transcript has 7 exons.
GCCGAAGAAGCCUGGAGGUGGGACUCUGGGACCCCCGUUAGUAGAAAGGCAACCCGAAAAGGUGGAACUAAACUUGCAACUCUCGAUAGGGAUUGGAGUUGUUACGGUGGAGGGGGAGCCUAACGCCCACGACCGUGGCCAAUCAGCGUCCGGGAUGAUCUGCAAGGCCGGAAAGGGGAAAGGGGCCAAAUGGUUCUGCGGUCACAUGCCGCGGGGGUCUAGUGGGAGGAGCAGUUGCCCAGCGGCCGCCCAGAGCUUCCUGUUUCCGGUUCCCAGAGUGGCGCUCAGCUAGUCGCUAGGAGGGACGCUGGCUCCGCCACGAGCUCUGGGACCCGGGUCUGUGGCCGGCCCCUCGCUGGCCCUGUCUCCCAGCGACGGGCAGCUACUGGGCCGGGGAUUCUGAGCUUUGCCUACUGUCUUUGCACGUGACAUGAUGUCCCCCCUCCACAGCUCCUGGAGGACUGGCCUGCUCCUGCUGCUGCUCUUCUCCAUGGCAGUCAGAGAAUCUUGGCAGACUGAAGAGAAAACAUGCGACCUGGUGGGAGAAAAGGGUAAAGAAUCAGAGAAAGAGUUGGCUCUCCUGAAGAGGCUGACACCGCUAUUUAACAAAAGCUUUGAGAGCACCGUGGGCCAGAGCCCAGAUAUGUACAGCUAUGUGUUCCGGGUGUGCCGAGAAGCUGGCAACCACUCCUCUGGGGCAGGCCUGGUGCAGAUCAACAAAAGUAACGGGAAGGAGACAGUAGUUGGGAGAUUCAACGAGACUCAGAUCUUCAAUGGAAGUAAUUGGAUCAUGCUGAUCUAUAAAGGGGGUGAUGAAUAUGACAACCACUGUGGCAGGGAGCAGCGGAGGGCAGUGGUGAUGAUCUCCUGCAAUCGACACACUCUAGCGGACAAUUUUAACCCUGUGUCUGAGGAGCGAGGCAAAGUCCAAGAUUGUUUCUACCUCUUUGAGAUGGACAGCAGCCUGGCGUGUUCCCCAGAGAUCUCCCAUCUUAGCGUGGGUUCUAUCUUACUUGUCACGUUUGCAUCACUGGUCGCAGUCUAUAUCAUCGGGGGGUUCCUGUACCAGCGACUGGUGGUCGGAGCCAAAGGAAUGGAGCAGUUUCCUCACUUGGCCUUCUGGCAGGAUCUUGGAAACCUGGUAGCAGAUGGCUGUGACUUUGUAUGCCGCUCUAAACCCCGAAAUGUGCCUGCUGCCUAUCGUGGUGUGGGGGAUGAUCAGCUGGGGGAGGAGUCAGAAGAAAGGGAUGAUCAUUUGUUACCAAUGUGAUUGCACUUUAGAUGUCCAGCUUCUUCAGCCCCCAAACCAAAGCGUCCUCCGGCAGAUUUCUGAAGCAGUCCCUCAUCUCACCCUCAAUCUCAGUCUUGCUUUCUGGUUUGCUUUUGGUUUGCAUCCACCUGUCAGUAGAAGAAAUGCCUUUCCCUUUGUUCCCUGUUUGGUUUUCCCUCCUGAGAGGUACAGCUGCAGGACAGAGAUAAUAUAACAGGGCCAAUCACAACAGAGGCUGUUGCACUGUGUCUUCAUAACCAGAAAGUACAAGUAGAGGAGUUACUGUGAGCAAAAGGGUGUGGCAGGCUCCCUGACUCUUUUUUAAACACGUUUUCAUAAGUUUUUGAGACACUGGAUUUCUUUAAUUAAAAAGAAACAUUAUUUAUAGGUUUGAUUGCUUUCAUGCUAUUACUCUGCCCUACAGUAGUCUCCAUGAGAGUCUGGAUGUAACUUGCUGCUGGGAACUGUUUUGCAGUGAUUACUUGGUCACAAUCCAAGGACUGCCAUUUGGUCUGAGCCGGAGAGGUUGUAGACUUAACUUCUCCCACCUCGGGUCAGGAUGGAAACUGAAAUUUCCCAGGAUUACGAGGUACCAAACAUCAUUGGCUGGCCCUGGCGUGACCUUACAGCUGGAACUGGGCCCUGGGUCGUCAUCUUGGGUUACUGGUCCAUCUGCAGCUAAAAUACCUAAUCCAGAAGUGCAGUCCAUUGGAAGGGACACUGAAAUGGACCUCCUGUGCCACAGGGUUGCAGAAGCGGGAAGUCUGUUUACCUUGUAGUGGGAUAUCCUUGACGGCUUGCUUCUCCUGCUUGCAGUCAAAGCUGGCAGAGCUUUUCUAACUCCUAAAAUGUUCCCUCUACCAGUAUUUCUAAACAUGUUGAACUUUCCUUCACAGGCAUUUGUGUGUGUGUGUGUGUGCCCUCCUUUCUCCUGAAAAGGGAAUGGAAGCAGAAGUGGGACACGCAGGGCUCUGCCAUCUUCGGCCCUGGGUGCAGGCUUCUGCCACACCUGUCCUUGCUUCUGGCUCAGGGAUGUGUCUUCUUGCCCAGCCUAUCUCCGUGGGGAGAGGGCCUUAAACCUCUGAUGCUUCCGCCCUUCCAUUUAGGCUACGUGCCCAGAAAACUGGCCUGAUCUUUGAGAGACAGGGAGCCUGGGGCACUGAAGAGGAAUGUGGCUCCCCUGGCCACAUGAGGACGGAAUCAAUAAGCAGGGGGCUUUUUUAGCCUUUAGGCAAGAAAAUGAAAUUACUUCAUCUUUGGACUUUUAGAUACUAUUGGAAUGGUAUUUUUUCUUUUCUAAGCAGGGAAAAUGAUGUUAUAAAAGCAUUUUUCUGUUACGUGUUUGCAUUCCUCCGCAUACUCUGGUGUUUUAAAAAUGCGAAAAAUAUAUAUACAUUUUUUUGUACAAAAACUUAAAAGAUUAAAAAAAAAUGGCCUAGU